AUGGCGAUGAUACCAAUGGAGUACAAGCUGGUGUCGAAGAACAGCAAUGUUGGAAAGGUUUUUGCGGCCAAUGGCCCUCGUUGGAGGCGAUGCGGCCCUGAGGGUAACCAAAGAAUGGUUCGUUGCUGGUUGAAUGGAGGCCCUCCGGGGACGACAUUCUACCUGACAGUGGCAGCCAUGGUGGCCUACAAGCUGGAGUUGGUGAAGAUCGACCAUGCAGGAAUGGUCUUCCGACGUUGCAGUGGCAAAAUGCUUGACUACCGGUUUGUGGUACGACCUUGUGGCCUCCUCCGACCCUUGAGCGUCGAUUUGGCGCGCUCUGGCACCUCGAUUCACUGCAGAGUGACCGCACUUUCGGCAGACCUUGUUUUGGACAAGUUGUACGGUGAUGAUGUUAUUUGGGGAACGGUGUACUACGACGCCUACCAAAAGGUCAAAGAUCAGGGAACCCUGCCCAAGCUGUGCUUUGGUUUGGAAGUCAUCAAGCCCGAGAACUUCAGCCAGCCUCUGGCCAACCAUUUAGAACACUUGGACAUUUCGGAGCCGCCUAUCAAAAAACAGAAGGCCUAG
This is a messenger RNA of Cladocopium goreaui, 570 nucleotides long. NCBI's taxonomy places the organism in Eukaryota, Dinophyceae, Suessiales, Symbiodiniaceae. The record is from the annotation of a GenBank genome assembly.